Cylas formicarius (sweet potato weevil) is the source of this 6306-nucleotide messenger RNA. RefSeq names its product zinc finger protein castor homolog 1-like. Gene Ontology annotation, biological process: positive regulation of transcription by RNA polymerase II; regulation of neuron differentiation. The transcript has 13 exons. The record is from RefSeq and is a predicted model, not a curated record. Gene Ontology annotation, molecular function: RNA polymerase II transcription regulatory region sequence-specific DNA binding; DNA-binding transcription factor activity, RNA polymerase II-specific. Gene Ontology annotation, cellular component: nucleus. Bases 266 to 4993 code for a protein of 1575 amino acids. NCBI's taxonomy places the organism in Eukaryota, Metazoa, Arthropoda, Insecta, Coleoptera, Brentidae.
UGUUCGGCCGCACGUACAGGCCUGCCAACCGCCGCACAAAAAGAACCGUACCGAUUAUUCGAGCCGUCGUCGUCGUCGUCGUCGUCGACGUCGCCCGACAUUUUUAUUGCCCAGAGUUCGGGUCGCGAGUUUUCGGUGUGAGUGCGGCCCUAGGAUUUGACCGUUUUUUUUUUUUUUCGUUCUCCCCCCGUAUUAUGUGGUGACUCUGUGGUGACCCGCCGCCCAGGAGGAUUUGGUGGCUCGUUUUAGGAAUGUUUCCGGGUUUAUGUUGGCAACAAUGGCAACCGUCACGUCAGGGAUACUAUCGCCGAACUCGUACGUCCUGAAUGCAGAUGCCGUCGCUUUGAAACUGUCCCACCAAGAGGCCAUGGACUCGUACCACCACCGUCACGCGUACCAGCAGGAACCCCAGACCGGGUUCGGGUCCAACGCGAACUCUAGCGACUCAGAGCAAGAGGUGCCGUACACUCCGAGCUCGCCGAAAACUCACGCGUCGGAACCAAAGCGAAACAAGCGGAAAAACUUCAAGCCGCGGUGCAGUCAGAACGUACCCUCCGAAGAAGAGGUCCACUCGGGCGACUACCACGAAAACAACAACGUCAACAACAAUGUGAGGAGGAGGAAAGCGCUGGUGGGACCGAGGAGGCUGGUCGUGGAGAGCGCGUACAGUCCGAUGGACUUGAGCGGCUCGCGAACUCAGGACUCAGAGAGUCAGCGGUCUGAUAAUUCGGAUUCGGAUGACUUCAAUACGGAUAAUUACCGGACGAGAUCGGAUAACGAGGAGGAGGAGGAGGAGGAGGAGCCCUCGAAGAUCCCGACGAGUUUUUCGAUCCACAACUUGUCGAAGCCUCACGUGUCUGAUCAGGGCUUGAGUCAGAAUCUGAGCCCGGAUCAGAUCGCGGAGAUGCGGAACUAUGCGGUGAACACGAUGAGGGAGUUGUUGGGCAUCUACGGGCUUACCUCAGAGGUGGCGGAGAGUAUAUCUAGACAGCUUCCUUUGGCUGCUUUCAGUACCGGCAAAAUUUUCGAGAACCUGACCCUCAACCCCCAAAAAGCGACGACGCCGCUCAGCGAACCGCCCACCCCGCCGUCGACACCUCUGUCCCCGAAAAACGACACCCCCAAAGGGAGUACCACCUUCGGGAACAUAACGAUCACCCCUUCUAGUCAGCCGACGGGCCCUAAACUACCUCAAGGUCAACCGCAGACCUCCGGCGGCUCGCCCUUUGGUCAGAACUAUCCCCUCAACCUGGACGCCAAACGAUCUUCUCCCCUUUACUCCCCGUUUUCCAAUGGAUUCGACGCUACCCCCUCGGGGGGAGAACAAUCGGAGUUUUCGUAUCCUGACCAAGAAGGUUACCGGAACAAGGGAGGAGACAACGCUGAUCCCAAGGGAGUACUGAGUUCGAGGGCGAUUUUUCCGGGAAACGCCUUCCAGUUUUCCCACCACCGUAAGACUGACAGCGCGUCGCCGCCGCCACUGGAACCAUCCCCCCUGAACGCCAUGAUGCAACAGUCGAUGUCUACCCACCAUCUACAACAAGCUAGAGAUCCGGCGACUUCGUCGGCCAACAUGGCGCUGGCCAAGACGUCGCAGAUGGAUUACUCGAAGUACGUGAAAAAGUUCACGUCGAGCGUAGACUGCGGUAGCGCGUACUGCAAAGACCUUAAUUACCGCGAGCACUUCCAUUGUCUCGACUGCAAUUCUCGCGUGUUCAUCAAAAAGGAAGAGAUGAUCCGUCACUUUAAGUGGCAUAAGAAACGUGACGAGUCGUUGCAGCACGGCUUCAUGCGCUACAGUCCUUUGGACGAUUGCGGCGACAGGUUCGCCAACUGCACGCACAACAAGAAACAAACUCACUACCACUGCAUACAGGAAAACUGCGAUAAGGUGUACAUAUCGACUUCGGACGUUCAGAUGCACUCCAACUACCACCGUAAGGACAGCGCGAUCAUGCAGGAGGGAUUCCAGAGGUACCGCGCCACCGAAGAGUGCGGCGCCAGCUACUGCGCCUUCUUCGGCCAACGGACCACUCACUUCCACUGCAGACGGUCCGGUUGCAGGUACACGUUCAAAAACAAAUCAGAUAUGGAGAAACACAAAACGUACCACAUCAAAGACGAGCAACUAUCCCGUGACGGUUUCAAAAAGUUCAUGAAAAACGAAACCUGCCCGUUCGAUAACUGCCGCUUCUCCAAGGUGUGCAACCACAUUCACUGCAUCAGACCCCAGUGCUCGUACGUGUUGCACAGUUCGGGACAGUUGUUCUCGCAUAAACGGAAACACGAACGCAAAGAUAGCGAGCUGGCGUACCGCAAGUACAAGCUCGCUCAGAGCAUGAUGAGGACUUUGUCCGACGGCAGCCUCGCCACCCAGCUGCCUCCCUACAGAGAUUACGAAGCUCAAAUCGACCUGGCCAACUUUUACAACAGCCAGCAGCAGGGCGGAGGGGGGAUAUCGAACGCUUCAAACACCGAGAGUCUCAGCGACCGCAACUCCCCUCUCAGCUACAACGAAGAGUCGGAAGCGAUGGACCUCAGCGCAAGCGAAACGUCCAACUUCGCCACCGCUCAAGAGGAAAUCGAGGACACGUGGAAAAAAUUCUGUCACGUCGUGCGCGAAGGCAGAUGCAAGGAAUCUUGCGAGUACAGCUACCAGGAUCAUUUUCAUUGCGCGGCCCGCAAUUGCAGGGUAGCGUUCGCCACGCGGGACGGCGCCAGGGAGCACUCCCGCAACCACGAGCAGCAGGAAACGAUCACCGAUAAUUUUUUCCACACGGUGGACGAGACGGACCCCUGCGACGAGAGCUGCGCUUACCAGAACAAGGAGAAACACUAUCACUGCAACCUGGACAACUGCCGCGAGGUGAUCCCGGCGUCGGACAAACCGUUCAGGCGUCUCGAGCAUUACAAGAUGCAUCAGUACAGUCAGAAAUUGAGCCUGACCAAAGACCCGUUGACGUCCACGCAUUUGGCAACUUCCAUCGACGGGAUGUUUUGCAGGAAACGGGGCAGACCGCCAAAGAAUCGCGUCAUCGAGGUGUGGAACGACUAUAAUCCCGCGAUGGGGUCGCAGAGCCUGAUGGACAGCCCGCAGGCGAUCUUCACGAGCUUCAAACUGCCCAAACCUUCGACGACGCCUUCGGGACCGGCGGAGGACGAUGACGACGAGGAAGAAGAGGAAGUUGGUUCGAAGCAGCAGGGUUUCGACUGCUACGGGGAGAACACCAAGUGUCCGGACAACUUGUGCCGGUACUUGGGGACGAGCCAUUAUCAUUGCAAUCGGUGCAGGUGCCUUUUCGUUACCGACAAGGAAGAGUACCUCGCCCUCCACGCCAAAGAUUUCCACGAGAAUGUCGAUAUCCUCGACGGCUUCGAGUUUUACGACCGAAACGUCGAUUGCCGUCUCCCGGGGUGCGCGUCCAACAAGAUAAACCGGCACUUUCACUGCACGAGGUGCCGUUACAGCUUCGUGCAGUACUCGCAGAUGGCGUCGCACAACCAGAAACAUAUAGACGACGCGGCAGCGGCACCACUCGGUUAUCAGGCUAUUAUCAGGGUGAAGAGCGAGGACGUGCUGGUCGACAAGGACGAGGGAAACAGGCAGGCGGACCCGGCGGCCAAGGUUUCCGUGGUGAGGGCUUCUGGGACAUUUUACCCUAUAUCGACGAUACCGACCGAACAGACGUGUUCUAGGCGUACGCCCGAUCAAAAAAUUCAUGUCAUUACGACAGCGAAAACCCCUCCAAUAGAUCAACCACAACAUUCGCAACUUACAGAUCAGCCCUCAACCUCAAUCCCAGACCAGUCUGCGGCAGCUUCGACUACCUUAUACGGGCCGGAGCUGAGCUGCAGGCGCCCCUUCUGCAAGCUGAAACGGAAACCGCACUACCACUGCAACGCGUGCAACCAGGCGUUUUCUGAACUUGACAAACUGCUGCCACACGUGGCGAGACACAGUUCGGGGGCCCUGCACCCAGUGCCCGGCGUCGAAGACAACAACAACGCGGGCGAAGAACCUCCCGAACCGCCCGAACCUGGCCAACAGCAAAAAAUCAGUGUAGCGCCGUUGCACAACCUGCAAAAUCCACUGCAGACCGACAAAUCGCCCAAGGAGCAGCAGCAGGAGACUUAUUUCACGCCCACUUUUGACGCGUACAACCAUUUCGGCAAUUUCCCGUCGAAUUUCGCGACGCAGAUUGCACUCAUGCAGCAACAGAACGCGUUCCUGCCUCAAGGCCUUUAUCCGCAGAGUAUACCGUCGCAGAUUAUGUUCCAACACGCGCAACUUAUGCAGAGCCCUUUGCUGACUCACCAGAAUCACGGCUUUCAGUCAGAAAAUUUGACAUCGCCUUUGGCGGCGAUGGCGGCAAACUUGAACAAACGAUCGCUCAGCCCGCACGAGAUGAGCCCGGAGGCGAAAAAAGCGCGAAUUCAGAAUUCCAUGAGGAUCCUGAAAGACGAGCCCGUGCCAGCCGGAUACCUGAGGUUUAGGUUCAACGAGGAUUGCAAGUAUCAGCAUUGUGGCUACCGAGAGCAUCAGACGCAUUUUCACUGUCAAAGGCCCGAUUGCGGGUACAGUUUUUGCGACAAGACGCGUUUCGUGCAACAUACAGCACGCCACGAACGCCUGGAUACACUCAUGGGUGGUGAUUUUCAACAAUAUAGGGCCAACGUCGCCUGUGGGAGGCAAGACUGCGCCUAUACCGCGAAUUUAGGUUCCACACAAAACAAAGCGUCUCACUUUCACUGUUUAAAGUGCGAGUUCGUAUGCACCGACACGAACAAGGUGGUCGCACACAGGCGACAACACCAGAAACUAGACAGCAUUCAAGCGGCGGGGUUUGAAAAGUUCACGCCGAGUCAGAUGUGUCGCGUGCAAAACUGCCAACACGGCGGUAAACAGACGCACUACCACUGCCUGUCGUGUCAAUACGCGGUUCUGGGCCUCGCGCAGAUGUCCGCGCACAAGUACAGGCACAUGGACGGCUGAAACGUCACGCUCAAAUUCGUAAUUCUAGACACUGUACAUAUAUUUAAAGGGCAAGAGACACGAUAGUGUACAAACUUCGACGGCGGAGAAGGUUUGACAUAUCAUCCCGCUGCAUGUAAAUGUCUUGUAAAUAGUAACUGCAAAGCACCGGUUUUUUAAUGCAAAAUGAUUACCUCACAAGUCACAAGUGGCCGUUUUGACAGUUGAUGUGUCGCGCGCGUCGUCACGGAACGAUGAAUUCGCGAACCGGACCACCGGGCUGACUGCGAGCGAACGGUCACGGACCAUAGCCGCGCGUUAACUGUCGUUGUGAUACGAAAUCGAAAAAAUCAAGAGGGACAGUUUCUUUGGUAUAGCUUUUGGCGUAGACGAGUAGCCUAUUUGAUUUCGGGUAGAGUUCGAUAGAGAAAUAGCGAGGCCUUUUUUCUACAAGUAGAUCCGUGCCUUAGGACAAAAAAGACAUAUAAAUCCGUGCCUUUUUUUCGAGUACCCUUUGAUUUCCUUCCCUUUAGAGGCGUUAUAGGGACAAGCGGCCACAAACGGUCGGAACGCGGCGAGACUAAGCAAUUCGCGUUCCAUCAUCGCCGUUUUUGGUCGAAACCAAUUGUAGCAUAUAUCAUUCCACUACAAUGUUGUACCGCAUGUGCCAUAUAAUACGAAACGAAUAUAUUGAAAUUAUUAGAAUUUUUAAAGCAGUAGCGUUUGCAUAGAUUUUACAACAUAUACAAAUCGCAUAUACAUAUAUUUAUCGAAGAAACGUGUCAUAUCUUAACCUAUAAAUAAUACUGUCAUUAUUUAUUUCCCCCUCCCCCGUUUGUCGCGGCUUCUUUUUCGACAUUUAUACGUUUUCUUGCAAGUGUGAAUCGUUCGCCAUACAAUUACAAGGUAGGAGGUCGUGGGAGACAGGCGCUUGUCUUCUUCUAUUGUUUUAUAGUUCGUAGCUAGUCUUUUGUUUGUCUUUUUUUGUUUUGUUUAUACAUUAUGUGCCAGGCAGUCUGAUUUUUAAGAGCUAACAAAGUUGGCGGUCUUUAUUAUAGUAAGUUUUUGGAACAAACCUGUGCUUUAUUUUUGGUACCUUCAAACAAAACAAUAAACUGAACUUUCGUAUGAAUAAUCAUGUAGGUAUGAUUUUAAGCAUGAAUAAUUACAGAAACGUUUUUCAGUGUAUCUAUUAUACUUAAGUUUAUUUAAUAAUAUUAAUGAGUUUAGAAUUCGUAUGGAUGGAUCAUUUCUAUGUAAGAUUGUAUUUAGGUUAUUUUACUGUGAUUAUGUUUUUUUUAACUAUCAGUAUUUAAUAAAAAAUACUAUUUAUA